Molecule: messenger RNA, 1927 nt
Organism: Anopheles gambiae (African malaria mosquito)
Lineage: Eukaryota; Metazoa; Arthropoda; Insecta; Diptera; Culicidae
Gene: RpLP0
Product: large ribosomal subunit protein uL10
Exons: 4
Coding region: 579-1523 (314 amino acids)
Biological process (GO): ribosome biogenesis; cytoplasmic translation; ribosomal large subunit assembly
Cellular component (GO): cytosolic large ribosomal subunit
Molecular function (GO): large ribosomal subunit rRNA binding; structural constituent of ribosome
Source: RefSeq, a predicted model, not a curated record
ACGUCGGUACAGUGGUAAAGGACGGUCAUGUACGUUAAAUUUAAAUUUAUCUCUUUUACCGCGUGUCUGGUAUUUCAUGAGAUUUAAUAAGUUUAAUUCAGCAGAAACAGAAUCACAGUAGUGUUUAAGCCCACUCACCUUUUCAACACAAUCAAUACAACACACAGUGGCCCUUUAAGUGGCCAUAAUCGUCUUCAGUGUAAAUUUCUCUCAAUUAUCCAACUCUUUACCAACUGUGAAUUCGGAGAGCACGAAAAAAAAGCAGAGAUUCGCACGGAAUUUCUAUCGGAACAGCGCUCGUAGUAUGUUCUCAGAGUAACGCGGGAAUUGUUGAUUUUUUCCGUUGGUCGUUCCUUGCACCGCCCGCAUUGCCCGCUGGCCUCAGCAAAUGAAUUAACCACCGAACUUCACAGCACUCUCGGAUGCGCUCCGGAACCAUCCGUUCCUUGUAGCGGGCGAACGGAUAGGACGUGAGCGGUUCGGCCUCAACUCGUCCAUUUCGUCCGCAUACGCUAAUCUGUCAAUAGCGACCGCUUUGUUCUUAAAUUUCUUUACGAAGUCCCUAUUAUCACAUCAAGAUGGGUAGGGAGGACAAAGCAACCUGGAAGUCCAACUAUUUCCUAAAAGUCGUGCAACUGCUCGACGAAUACCCGAGAUGUUUCAUCGUCGGCGCUGACAAUGUCGGCUCCCGUCAGAUGCAAACCAUCCGUAUGUCGCUCCGCGGUUCGGCCAUCGUGCUGAUGGGCAAGAACACCAUGAUGCGCAAGGCCAUCCGCGGGCAUCUGGAGAACAACCAGAACCUGGAGAAGCUGCUCAACCACAUCAAGGGCAACGUGGGCUUCGUGUUCACCAAGGGCGAUCUGGCCGAGAUCCGCGACAAGCUGACCGAGAGCAAGGUGCGUGCCCCGGCCCGUGCCGGUGCGAUCGCCCCGCUCGAGGUCGUCAUCCCGGCCCAGAACACCGGUCUCGGUCCGGAGAAGACCUCCUUCUUCCAGGCCCUGUCGAUCCCGACCAAGAUUUCCAAGGGUACGAUUGAAAUCAUCAACGACGUGCCCAUCCUGAAGCCGGGCGACAAGGUCGGCGCUUCCGAGGCCACGCUGCUCAACAUGCUGAACAUCUCGCCGUUCUCGUACGGUCUGCAGAUCCAGCAGGUGUACGAUUCGGGCUCGAUCUUCUCGCCGGAAAUCCUCGACAUCAAGGCGGAAGAUCUGCGCGCCAAGUUCCAGGCUGGAGUCGCCAACCUGGCUGCCGUGUCGCUCCAGAUCGGAUACCCGACGCUGGCUUCGGUGCCGCACAGCAUUGCCAACGGUUUCCGCAACCUGCUGGCCAUUGCCGCCGUCACCGAGGUUGAGUUCAAGGAGGCCGAAACGGUCAAGGAGUUCAUCAAGGAUCCGAGCAAGUUCGCCGCUGCCACGGCAACGACUGCUUCCGCUGCCGCCCCAGCUGCCAAGGCUGAGGAGAAGAAGGUGGAGUCCGAGUCCGAGGAUGAGGAUGAGGAUAUGGGCUUCGGUCUGUUCGAUUAAAUGCGACAGCAAGACGACGACCCACGCCGACCGCAUGCGCUAGCAGCAGGUUGGUUGUUCCCAGACGGUGUGGUUCCCUGAGCUAUAUCUACUUUGGCACGGACGUUGUAGCUGCGAGCGUAUACUCGUCAAGGCUGGGGACGGCCCAAUGGCGACACGCUGGCCAUUCUUGUUACGUACCAAAAUACGUAUUUUUCUGUGAAACCAACUGAAGCAAAGCACAUUAAAAGUAACACAAAAGCCGGUGAGUCAGAAUCGCAAGAGGAAACAAUCCGGAAACAAAAAAACAACAAGCAGUCUUUCUCAUUUCAAAGCACGCAUGUCCGAAUCAAAACAUCGAAGUAGUGAAAAUGUAACAAGAAUAAUUUAUUAAAACACAGUAGCUACUAGUUUUUAGAGUCCUC